This is a messenger RNA of Daldinia caldariorum, 575 nucleotides long. RefSeq lists its product as uncharacterized. Lineage: Eukaryota; Fungi; Ascomycota; Sordariomycetes; Xylariales; Hypoxylaceae. The transcript has a single exon. Bases 131 to 502 code for a protein of 123 amino acids. The record is from RefSeq and is a predicted model, not a curated record.
CGUAUGCCUUGCUUCUAUGCCAACCCUGCGGGGGUCUUUUUUUUUCUCGUUAGAUGCGAUUAGCUUCAUUGAAAUAGUAAUGCUUCAUUUAGGGUAAUAGACAAGUGUUGGCACAACGAUACUGAACGUAAUGAUAGGCAUUCAAAUACGCUCAUUUAUAUUGGGCAAAACUUGGGCUAUAGCAAUAUUGAACAUAUAUAUUAUAGUAUUAAGCUACGUAUCCUACGAAGUAACGGCGAGAAAGGUGACGAUGGUAGGUAUGUCAUCUAGGCGGCAUUUACCGUCUGGAAGAUGUAUCUCGUCGUUUCCCAAUCUGCAUGUAGUGUAUACCAAAUCCCUUCACCGGAGUCACCGGAAGCUAUCGUCAAGCUAUUCGAAAAGCGUCGUCAAGGAGAUUCCGAUGGUUGUAUGUGUCCUGGCCUGUGAACUAGCCAUGCUCGGGAUAAUCAUGAUGGCUUGCUUCACCCGGCGGGGGCUCUCGCUGCUCUUAAUAGAUACCUAGACGAUCAUUCAAUAUCACCUACCUUAGGAUGUACAUACUAUUAAACCCGAAGUUGGUAAUAUCAAGUAUAUCG